GGUUUGACUGCCCUGUUCAUUAUAGGCUAUCUUCAAAGAUUGGUUCCAUCGUUCAUUCACCAAAAUGCAAUCAGGAUUACAAAACUUUAUUACAGAAACAGUCUUUUGGCUUCCGUUGCUGCAACAGGAUGUGACUUGCUAGAGUCUAUGAAGCAAAUUUCACUUAAGGACGCUAUUAUUACCCUUGAAUCUGCAUGGAAUAAAUUGGAUGAGGCUGUGCUAUCAAAUUGCUGGAACAAUGUUUUGAGUAUGCUUGAAAAUCAAGAAGAUCCUGAAGAUGAAAUUCCUUUGAAUAUCCUUCGAAGGAACUUGAAUAUGAAUGUGGGAGACUUGGAGGAGAGCGCAGCCAAUCUUUUACAAAACUUGAGACCUGAGAUUGGAAUCACUGCUUGCGACGUUAGAGAAUGGAACGAGGAUGCUAUUGAAUUCAAUGAAAAUGAAAUACAAGAAAUAUCCGACGAAGACGACUAUACUGUAGAGUAAGACGAUUACAGCAAGAGAAGCUAUUGACAUAUUUAAUAAUGCUGAGGAAUGGGCUGAAAGUGAAAUGGUUGAACAAAAGGAAUUAAAUGUAUUAAAGAACCUAAGGGAAAAAGCAGUUUUUAAGGUGGUUGAACAAA
Bactrocera tryoni is the source of this 620-nucleotide messenger RNA. RefSeq lists its product as uncharacterized. The coding region runs from base 148 to 483 and encodes 111 amino acids. The record is from RefSeq and is a predicted model, not a curated record. The transcript has 2 exons. Lineage: Eukaryota; Metazoa; Arthropoda; Insecta; Diptera; Tephritidae.